AUGUCAGAUGGUAGCAGCACGCAUCAUGUUGGAAUGAUGAGCAGCGGAAAACGUCCAGCGACGACGAUGCCGAUAGGUACUCCGAUGCAGAGGCGCCGUGUGUUCCGGGCUGGAUCUCCCAGCUCCGCAAGACCGCUUACAACCGAGUCUGGGGUGGCAAGACACGCUGUUACACACACUUUCGAGAGGCAUUCUUUCAUGGCUCCAGGCACGACAAAUCGGGUAAAAAAGGCAGCGCCCAACGAGCACAGCGCGGCGAUGGAGCAGCAAGCCGACAGUUCGGCACGUUGGCGUCACAUGCACGACGAUGUGAGCCGCGCUCUGAAUUCAGCGCCUCGAAGACGGCAAGCUGGACCAGCGUCGUACACGAGCGGGGAACUACACGCAGCGAAAACGUUGGCGCAGACAGAAACCGGGGACCUUGGAGGCAACAACACCGAGAGAGUGGCCAAGAAGCUGCGGUCACUCAAUGCCGAGUACCAUGCCAGUAAUAUGCGCCACGGAGACGCCUACAAUAUGCGUCAUACCGACGUCUUCGACCGCCGCAGUGCCGGGUACAAAGAGUACUGGGGCACGCUGCGUAAUGUGUAUACGUCCUCGGGUACCAGAGAAUCGGGUUCUAGCACUUCAAUGUCUUACCGCAAGGCGCACCACGCGGCCAAGACUAUUCAAGAGGAAAACAAGGAGACAGAAGCUGAUUCCACGACCCCGGAUGACUCUGGAUCCAGCGAAGACGCCUUCAAGCCGACCGUGGUUGUUCACGACGCGUCACUAAUCAGCGCGAUCGAAAGGCUUACGGCUGCCACAUCGAACCACCUUGCAAACUUGUACCAGAAAGAGGCAUCCAAUACGAGGGAAGCCCUUGCUGGACUCACUUCGGUGAUGACGGACCUACGAGUGCAGCAGGGAAACGCCUUCGAGAGAAUGAUCGCACUGCAGGAGAAACAUCUGAAGGUGAUGGAAAGCAUUCUGGAGAUCAAACUGCGCAAGGAGGCAGCAAGAAACUCGAGAAACAGUUGCAACAGCAAUGAAAAUAGCAGUGGGAGCAAGUCUGGAGGCCAACCCAUGGACAGCUCGAACGGCGAUGAAAACACACCAAGUCAAGGUGCGGAGAGCGCAUUCUGACCUCAAUCUGGCUGAGGCGAGACUACACAAUUCACGGUUCAUAUGUACACGUUCCAAUUGGAUUAACUGACGAUUCGAGCAAUGAAGGAGGGGACUAAGGUUAGUUGAAAUAAAUGAGUGAUAUAUAAGUCUGCGCUAGUGCCUAGCAAGCGUAGACAUCCUUACGUGGGGUUCUCGGUCCGAUGACCGUUUUUCGGAGUUUAUUUGUAC
Messenger RNA from Phytophthora nicotianae INRA-310, 1335 nucleotides. RefSeq lists its product as hypothetical. Bases 1 to 1125 code for a protein of 374 amino acids. The transcript has a single exon. The record is from RefSeq and is a predicted model, not a curated record. NCBI's taxonomy places the organism in Eukaryota, Oomycota, Peronosporomycetes, Peronosporales, Peronosporaceae.